Parnassius mnemosyne (clouded apollo) is the source of this 3084-nucleotide messenger RNA. NCBI's taxonomy places the organism in Eukaryota, Metazoa, Arthropoda, Insecta, Lepidoptera, Papilionidae. The record is from the annotation of a GenBank genome assembly.
AUGAGUGUCGACGCAUAUGGACCUAGUUCUCAAACGUUAACGUUUUUGGAUACCGAAGAAGCAGAUCUUAUCGGUGCUGAUACCCAGGGCUCUGAGUUUGAAUUUACAGAUUUUACAUUGCCUUCUCAAAGUCAAACUCAGGCUUCACAACACGAUCACGGACUGAAUACAUCCAAUCAGGUAAAUGGAUUAGGGCGCCUCGAUCUUAAUUCGAAGGUUUCAAAUGUUGCUAACGCUAUUGCGGAAUUACAAUUUGAAGAAGAAGAUGAGGCAUUAUAUGGGAGUAAGGAGCUACCUGAACACGCAUGCAAAUAUUGCGGUAUUCAUGACCCUGCUACUGUUGUUAUGUGUAAUAUAUGCAAUAAAUGGUUCUGCAAUGGACGUGGCAAUACAUCAGGGUCACAUAUAAUUAAUCACUUGGUAAGAGCUAAGCAUAAGGAAGCGGCAUUACAUAGAGAUGGACCACUGGGAGAAACUUUGUUAGAAUGCUACUCUUGUGGAGCUAGGAAUGUCUUUGUUCUUGGCUUCAUUCCAGCCAAAGCUGACUCUGUUGUGGUAUUACUUUGUCGGCAACCAUGUGCAGCACAAAGUUCUUUGAAAGAUAUGAAUUGGGAUCAGGAACAAUGGAAACCUUUAAUUUCUGAUCGUGCAUUCUUAUCAUGGUUAGUAAAGGUUCCAUCAGAAACUGAGCAAAUGAGAGCCCGUCAGGUUACUCCACAGCAAAUAGGCCGCCUUGAAGAGUUGUGGCGUGAUAAUGUUGACGCCACUUUCCAAGAUCUAGAGAAACCUGGCGUAGAUGAAGAGCCCCAUCAAGUUCUUCUAAGAUAUGAAGAUGGUUACCAGUACCAGAAUAUCUUUGGUCCACUGGUCAAAUUAGAGGCUGACUAUGAUAAAAGACUCAAAGAAUCCCAAACUCAAGAAGGGAUAGAAGUUCGUUGGGAUGUAGGACUAAAUAAGAAAACUAUUGCUUAUUUUACCCUUGCAAAAACGGACAGUGAUAUGAAACUUAUGCAUGGAGAUGAACUUAGGUUGAGAUAUGUUGGAGAACUGCAUAAAACUUGGUCUGGCGUUGGUCAUGUUAUUAAAGUGCCUGACAACUAUGGUGAUGAUGUUGGUCUUGAGUUGAAGAGUGGCGCAGGAGCCCCCCUUGAGUGUACCUCAAACUUUGUGGUUGAUUUUAUUUGGAAAAGUACUUCAUUUGACAGAAUGCAAUUAGCUCUUCGAAAAUUCGCCGUCGAUGACUCGUCAGUAUCUGGAUACAUAUAUCGUAGACUCCUUGGCCAUGAAGUAGAAGAAGUUCUGUUUCGUGUACACCUACCAAAACACUUUAGCGCGCCUAACUUACCUGAUCUCAAUCGCUCACAGGUAUAUGCUGUCAAACACGCACUACAACGCCCUCUAUCAUUGAUUCAAGGGCCUCCUGGCACAGGAAAGACUGUGACAUCAGCUACAAUCGUAUACCAACUUGUUAGACAAAGUGGUGGACCGGUCCUUGUUUGUGCUCCUUCCAACACUGCUGUUGAUCAACUUACUGAAAAAAUACAUAGAACGGGACUUAAAGUAGUGAGAUUAUGCGCAAAGUCACGAGAAGCUAUGGAAUCUUCUGUAUCAUUCUUGGCAUUACAUGAGCAGGCUCGUGCUUUAGGCUCUGCUGAUAGCGAAUUACGUAAAUUAACGAGGUUGAAAGAAGAAGCUGGUGAAUUAUCGGCAGCUGAUGAAAGAAGAUACCGAGCCUUACGUCGAGCAGCCGAAAGGCGUCUUCUAGACGCAGCCGAUGUAGUUUGCACAACUUGCGUUGGCGCAGGGGACCCAAGAGUAGCGCGAAUGCGUUUUCAAUCUAUUCUUAUUGAUGAAGGAAUGCAGUCUACUGAACCAGAGUGUAUGGUUCCAGUAGUGCUUGGAGCUAGACAGCUUAUUCUUGUCGGUGACCACUGCCAGCUAGGUCCAGUUGUUAUGUGCAAAAAGGCUGCAAAAGCUGGCCUAAGUCAGAGUCUUUUCGAGCGUCUAGUUGUACUUGGUAUUCGUCCUUUCCGUCUGGAAGUCCAAUAUCGCAUGCAUCCGGAACUUUCACGGUUCCCGUCUGACUUUUUCUACGAAGGUUCACUCCAAAAUGGUGUAAGCGCGGAAGAUAGAAGAUUACAUAAAAUAGAUUUCCCAUGGCCAAGGCCAGACCGACCCAUGUUCUUCUAUGUUACUCAAGGUCAAGAAGAGAUCGCUGGAUCAGGAACAUCCUACUUAAAUCGUACCGAAGCCGCAAACGUCGAAAAACUCACGACACGUUUUCUAAAGGCCGGUGUUCGUCCUGAACAAAUUGGUAUCAUUACUCCCUAUGAAGGCCAGCGAUCAUAUCUCGUUCAACAUAUGCAAUAUCAAGGAAGCCUGCAUGCUAAACUGUAUCAGGAAAUCGAAGUGGCCAGCGUCGACGCUUUCCAAGGUCGGGAGAAGGACAUAAUAAUAAUGUCAUGUGUACGUUCGAACGAACAUCAAGGAAUUGGAUUCUUGAGCGAUCCGAGGCGUUUGAACGUUGCAUUGACCCGCGCUAAGUACGGUCUCAUUGUGGUCGGUAACCCCAAGGUGUUAAGUAAGCAGCCGCUAUGGAACCAUCUGCUAGCGUUCUAUAAGGAGCGUCGCGUAUUGACUGAAGGUCCGUUAUCCAACCUUAAAGAGUCGGCUAUUCAGUUUGCAAAGCCGAAGAAGCUGGUGAACGCCCAAAAUCCCGGUUCUCAUUUCAUGUCGACGUCGAUGUUCGAUGCACGCGAGGCGAUGGUGCCUGGAUCCAUUUAUGACCGCGCCAGGCCACCUCGCGACCCGCUCGCGUACGUCGGCGCUCGCAUUGCGCCACACGCGGGCGUUCCGCCCGCCGCGUUCCCGCAACGCGCCGCUCCGCGUACGAAACGCCGGCCGCCUCGUCUCUCCCAAGAGCCGUUGUCGCAGCAGCCGCCGCUGUCGUUAUCGCAGGGCGCGUCGCAGCCGGACUUCAGUCAGGAGUCCGUGGCGCCCGACUGCCCCUCGCAGCCGGACGGGCUGCUGUCGCAAGACUCCACGUACCAGGGCGGGUUCCGCGCGCGAUGCAGCCAGUACUGA